AAAAACCAAGUCUUGACCACCUAUAUUUGGUACAGGCAGCAUCUACUUCUGGGGGUAAACACGAUAUCUGCCGCCGUUUCUCAUCCAACGUGCAGCAUUGGAUCGAUGAAUUCUUGAAGUGGAAUCCACAGGACUUCGACAACAUCACUCAGAUGUCCGUCCCCACCGAAGCCAUCUGGGUCCCAGAUAUCCUGAUCAACGAAUUUGUGGAUGUGGGCAAAUCCCCGGAAAUCCCCUACGUCUACAUCCUCUAUAAUGGGGAGGUGAGGAAUCUCAAGCCUGUCCAAGUAGUGACCGCCUGCAGCCUGGACAUCUACAACUUCCCCUUCGAUGUACAGAACUGUUCUCUGACCUUCACCAGUUGGCUGCAUAACAUACGAGACAUCAACCUCUCCUUGUGGAGGACCCCGGAGGAGGUGAAAAAUGACCGGAGCGUCUUCAUGAACCAGGGCGAGUGGGAACUUCUUCACGUGCUCAGCCAGUUUCGAGAGUUCAGUGUUGGGGACAAUGAUUACUACGCAGAGAUGAAGUUCUUUGUGGUCAUCCGGAGGCGCCCCCUUUUCUAUGCUGUCAGCCUGCUGCUCCCCAGCGUUUUUCUAAUGGUCAUGGAUAUUGUGGGCUUCUACCUGCCCCCCGAUAGCGGGGAAAGAGUCUCAUUCAAGAUCACCCUCCUUCUUGGCUACUCAGUUUUCCUAAUCAUUGUAUCCGACACUCUGCCUGCGACUGCUAUCGGGACCCCCCUUAUAGGUAUCUAUUUUGUGGUCUGCAUGGCCUUGCUGGUGAUCAGUUUGACAGAGACCAUCCUCAUUGUACGCCUGGUGCACAAGCAGGACCUUCAGCCCCAUGUUCCUGACUGGGUGAAGCGCUGGGUUCUAGAGCGGGCCACCAUCCUGCUCUGCAUCCAAGACAGGAAAGCGUUUCGCCCCAUCUGCACUCAAAGCUCAAACAUCUCCAGGAACAUGGAGAAUAACGACAGCACAGCCAAGUUGAACCACUACAGCUGUGAUGCUCCUCGUGACUACGAAGGCAGAACCAGCGACGCAGCAGCCCCGCUGCAGGGCCAGAGCCCAGAGUCAGUGGGGCACAUCCUGCAUGAGAUCGCAGCCAUCCGCCAGUUCCUGGAGAAGCGAGAUGAAUUCCGGGAUAUCGCCCGCGAGUGGCUGCAGGUGGGCUACGUUCUGGAUGUCCUCCUCUUCCGUGCCUACUUGGUGGCGGUGUUGGCCUACAGCAUCACCCUUGGCACACUCUGGUCUAUCUGGCAGUAUGCCUGAGGCACCAGCCUUACCAGGGAAGGGCUCAGCAGACCACGCGCCACUGAUUCUCAAUUUAGGCAUGAAUAUUGGUUCAACUUUCAGGUUCCCCAUAACCAUAACCUAUCUGCUGAGGAGAGACUACCAGUUAUUCUAAACCUCUUUCUCCCAGGUUUUCACAAUUCGGGGUAUAUAUUUUUUUUAGUUAGGUUUUUCUAAGGACUUUAUGUCCCUUGCAUCUUCUUGUGUCUUUCUCUGUGUAAUCUCUUUAAGAAGGGAAAUUUUGGUCCCUGGGAACUAUUUCUUUUUCAGAGAAUUUCAAUCCUAAGAUGGGUAAUAGAAAGUUUAAAUGUGUUCUAAAGUUGUGUUCAACAGCAUUUAUAUUCUGCGUGGCUAUUUGCACUAAUAUUGUCAAUUGGCUUGUCUGUAAAAUGGGCAGCUGCUUUACUUGCUGCGCUCCUAUCUGUUCUACAAUAAACAGAAUUAAACUGAACACAUCCAAGAACUGUGGACCUGAUUGCUUAGCUUAUAAACGAAGAAUCCGAGAAGGCUUC
Messenger RNA from Ahaetulla prasina, 1804 nucleotides. RefSeq names its product 5-hydroxytryptamine receptor 3A-like. Bases 153 to 1271 code for a protein of 372 amino acids. Gene Ontology annotation, cellular component: postsynaptic membrane; neuron projection; synapse. Gene Ontology annotation, molecular function: extracellular ligand-gated monoatomic ion channel activity; transmembrane signaling receptor activity; neurotransmitter receptor activity. Gene Ontology annotation, biological process: nervous system process; regulation of membrane potential; monoatomic ion transmembrane transport. Lineage: Eukaryota; Metazoa; Chordata; Lepidosauria; Squamata; Colubridae. The transcript has 7 exons. The record is from RefSeq and is a predicted model, not a curated record.